UAAUCAUUUCACAACUCUCUCAAUAAUAAAUAUGUUUAACAUAUCCUAAAUGGCCGUCAUAAAUUCUCAAAUGUUUUUAUCGUGGUCUUGCUUAAACCAAGACGCGUUAUUCUUAACACAUCGCAGCAAGAGGCAUGUUCAAAUUAAGUUUUAUUUUCUUGACAUUGGGAUUAUUAACAGUUUCGUUUGCAGCUAAAGGUACUCAGACAUGUGGUGCAAACUUUUGGCAAUGUGCUGAUGGAUCUUGUAUAUUCCUGGUGGGUCGUUGCGACAACUUUCCUGACUGUGAAGACGAAUCAGACGAAAAGGGAUGUGCUUCAGUUGUGUGUAAAGAGGGUCAGCGCCCAUGCUCCUCAGGAGAAUGUAUAAAUGCCAACUUUUUCUGUGAUGGGAUAAUUAACUGUAGAGAUGCCGGUGAUGAGCUAGCGGCUGACUGCCCAGGAGAAACCACAACAAAAUCAAAUGCAAACACUUCCACGGAGGAUUCACUACCUAGCCCUAUCAAGAGUUUGACAUGGACACCACGUCAAGUUCAAGACACGACUAUCCAGCCUUCAACGUCAAAACCACAGAAGCAAAGAGAACUAGACUGGGGACGCAUAUUUGCGGCUGAGUUGGUAAACAAACCGGCCACAAUGUCUGAACCUUCUCUGCCGGAUAUAAUAGUUCCUAAUAUUCCCCCAAAAACUCAUAUUUCGGUUCAACCAAUCAAAAGCUUCGUUUCAACAACACUUAAGUACAAUAUUCCUGAUUGGGCAAUGUCAAAAGUUAAGGAGACCACCACGCCCCUAUAUCAGCCACGUGUUUCUACAAUACCAUACUGGUUUUAUUGGUAUAACACAACCUAUCAACCAACAACGUCACGAACCCCUUGUGUAGAAGUGGAUGACCGUUUUGAAUUUUGCCGCAAGCGUUAUCGUGGUUAUUACCGCCACCCAAACGACUGCAAGCAGUAUAUUGUAUGUGAAUGGGGAUUUAUGCAUAUAUGUACAUGUCCAGAGUUAACUCACUGGGAUCUUCGAGCUCUAACGUGCGUUUGGGAGAACACUUCACCGUGCAUAACAGGAACUUAUGAUAAACUGAUAAUAGCUGACCAAAUUACAAUGCCAAUACCCCCGAUUAUGGCACCGUCACCAUCAACAUCACUUCCUACAACGACGCAGAUAUCAACGACAACAUCAGAUUUGUCUUCUUCAUUGCCAAAUAUUGUACCACCGCUUGUUAGACUGCGCGCCCUACCUGCAACACCGGCUUGGCUGAAAGAACUCACUGCAAAAUCUUUUUCUUACCAAAAUGAGCCGCAAACACCACGUUAUCAGUCGCUCUUGACAAGAUUCUUCAAAGCAAUGCCACAUAGUACAGCCAAUGAGAACAUAAGACUAAGUUAAUUAGACUUAUUUAAAGAUUAUAUGUACAUAUAAGUUACAGUUUAUUUAAAGCUUACAAAGUUGACUUGGCUAGUGUUGUUUCUCCUCCACUUAUACGAGGAGAUUAUUAUUGUACAGCGGGAUGUUCAUGAAAAUGUUCAACUAGGGACAUUGCGUUCAGAGAUUGAUUAACAUUACAGACAUACGUUAUCUACAAUGAUAUUAAUGUUAUGGAAUGUUUAUUUUGAAAUGGAAAGAUUCAAUAAACUG
Messenger RNA from Ruditapes philippinarum (Manila clam), 1637 nucleotides. RefSeq lists its product as uncharacterized. NCBI's taxonomy places the organism in Eukaryota, Metazoa, Mollusca, Bivalvia, Venerida, Veneridae. The coding region runs from base 135 to 1388 and encodes 417 amino acids. Gene Ontology annotation, molecular function: protein binding; chitin binding. The transcript is spliced from 5 exons. The record is from RefSeq and is a predicted model, not a curated record. Gene Ontology annotation, cellular component: extracellular region.